This is a messenger RNA of Meloidogyne enterolobii, 1252 nucleotides long. NCBI's taxonomy places the organism in Eukaryota, Metazoa, Nematoda, Chromadorea, Rhabditida, Meloidogynidae. The record is from the annotation of a GenBank genome assembly.
AUGACCAUUUCCUAUACUGGAGAUAUUUGUUCUACUCGUUAUUGGAGUUUUUUACGAGUUAUAUUCCGUUGGAGAGGGUCUAUAUGGAAGUCUGUAUUGACCGAAUUAUUUAUCUGGUUGACUCUUUAUUAUUUAAUUAUGGCCAUUUAUGUUACUUUACUUGAUGAAAAAAGCAAAAACAAUUUUGCUCAUCUAGCACAAUAUACAGGAAUUACUGCAGAUUACAUCCCCCUAACUUUUAUGCUUGGAUUUUUUGUAAAAAUUGUUGUUGAAAGGUGGAAUAAUAUGUUUGCGAACAUUGGUUUUGUGGAUAGUGUUGCCCACGCAGUUUGUUCUGUUGUGAGAGGCAAUGAUUUAAAAACAAUAAAAACAAGGCGGAAUAUUAUGCGUUAUUUGUGCCUUAUGCAGGUUUUGGUACUUAGAGAUAUAAGUGUGAGAGUGAGGAAACGUUUUCCUACUAUGCAAACAUUAAUUAGUGCUGGUUUACUUAAAAAACAUGAACAAAACUUAAUUGAAGAAAUCGGCUAUCAAUAUAAUGAACAAUUUGGUAUUUAUUGGUUACCUUAUAAUUGGAUCUGUCAACUUUGUUAUCGUCUGCGGGAAAAUGGAAAUAUUGCAUCUGAUCCUCUUUUGUCUUUUGUUCUUCGAGAAUUGAGAGAAUAUAGGGAAAGAUUGCAGACUCUUAUUAAUUUUGAUUUAGUCCCAAUUCCGCUAGCUUAUCCUCAAGUAGUUUUUAUUGCAGUGCGCACUUAUUUUUUAAUUUGCCUGUUCUCCAGACAGAAAAUUGGAACAACUACAGACAAUGGAGAAAUGUUUUUCCCAGUGAUGACUGUUUUACAGUUUAUAUUUUAUAUGGGUUGGACAAAAGUUGCUGAGGCGCUUCUCAACCCUCUGGGCGAGGAUGAUGACGAUUUUGAAACUUUGUUUGUAAUAGAGAGAAACAUUGUUAUUUCUUCCCUUCUUGCUGACAAAUGUUUUAAUCAAAUACCCGAACAAAGUUUGGAAGAAAUCGAGGAAAACAAUGUUCAUAAAAACCCUUCAUUAAUUAAUAAAAAUAUUAAUGAAAACAACAAUGUUUUGAUUGGUUCUGCUGUUCGGGUUAUGAUGACUAGUGAGAGGCGGGCGUUUAAUAAAUGGAUGGAAAGUUGGAAAUUGUUUCCAAGGAGGCGUAGACAGGAGACUAAAAUAGAGGAAAGAGUGUGUGAGGAAACAAUGCCGCUUGACUUGGAAAAAUAAAAAAUUUUUUGUCAAA